AAGCCGACAGGCCGUGUUAAGAAACGAUGGGACCUGGGUGCCGAGGUUUAAUGGCUUGCUCCCUCUUCUCUAGACGUGAUUAGCACCAAGUGCGCAGCCAGUCCUACUACUCCAUAAAUCAUCAACUUCUCUUCCAGCCACACACACCCCGCACUGCAGGCUGCCAGAAGCCCCCGGGGGAUGCUGACCCGCCCGAACCUCUUCCUCUCCCCGUAAAUAAUCUGGUCUCAUGGCGAAGCAACACUACGCGACCAGCAGCCUUGUGAUAGGCUAUGCUUUGUGCUCGAGCUUGCUGGCAAUCAUCAACAAGUAUGCUGUCACAAAGUUCAAUUACCCUGGCCUCCUGACAACGCUGCAGUACUUUACAUCUGCUGCUGGUGUUUGGGGCCUUGGAAAGCUGGGCUUUCUCUGCCAUGAUUCCUUCAACCUGGAGACUGCCAAGAAAUUCGCACCGGCUGCUGUUGUCUUCUACCUCGCAAUAUUCACCAACACAAACCUCCUCGUCCAUGCCAAUGUGGACACAUUUAUAGUUUUCAGAUCCUUGACUCCGCUUUUGGUUGCUAUUGCUGACACAUUCUUCCGGAAGCAGCCAUGCCCUUCCAAGCUCACAUUCUUUUCCCUUGUAAUCAUAUUGGGAGGAGCAGUUGGCUAUGUUAUAACAGAUUCCGCUUUCAGCCUCACAGCAUACUCAUGGGCGCUUGCCUAUCUGGUGACAAUUACAACGGAGAUGGUGUACAUCAAGCACAUUGUGUCGAGUCUGGGUCUAAACACAUGGGGAUAUGUGCUGUACAACAACCUUCUUUCGCUGAUGAUUUCCCCCAUCUUUUGGUUUCUGACAGGAGAGCACAAGUCGGUCUUUUCAGCUGUCGAAUCACGGGGCGAGAGUUGGUUCCAGCUCGACGCCUUUGUUGCGGUAGCAUUGUCAUGCGUGUUCGGAUUGCUCAUCAGCUUCUUUGGCUUCGCGGCUAGGAAAGCAAUCUCUGCCACAGCAUUCACGGUAACUGGGGUUGUGAACAAGUUCCUCACAGUGGCGAUCAAUGUGACGAUCUGGGACAAGCAUGCGAGCGCAUUUGGUUUGGUUAGCCUUCUGUUCACUCUAGCUGGUGGAGUACUCUACCAGCAAUCAGUUACUGUAAAAGGAAAUAUUGCAGCACCACAGCAUGCACUGGCAUCUGAGCAACCUAAGGAUGACAGUGACAGUGCAGAGUAUGAUGAGGAGAGACAGAAGUUGGUUUCAUCUGGUGAACGCCCCAGUGCAUGAAGAAUGCCAUUCUUAGCUUUAGAUCGACAGGUUUGUCCUUUAAUUUUGUUCAGUAGGCCCUCCUGCUUGACCGUUGCAACAGAACCACACAAUAGACAAUGCCAGUGUAUUAUGUAAUAUUUGUUUACAAUUAGAAGUUCCCCUUUGUCUGCACUACUCAUUUUCUACUGGAAGAAAACUAGGCUUCAUCACUAUUGUUUAUGGUAGGCCUGGUGCCGGUUGUAAAAUCGUAAUACACUACCUGUAUGGACACCUCAUGUUAUUCUUGAUGUUAUAUAAUCAAAAACAAGAAAGUGGGUAGGUAUUAAUCGUAA
Molecule: messenger RNA, 1575 nt
Organism: Lolium perenne
Lineage: Eukaryota; Viridiplantae; Streptophyta; Magnoliopsida; Poales; Poaceae
Product: GDP-fucose transporter 1
Source: RefSeq, a predicted model, not a curated record